Ciona intestinalis (vase tunicate) is the source of this 3150-nucleotide messenger RNA. The record is from RefSeq and is a predicted model, not a curated record. Lineage: Eukaryota; Metazoa; Chordata; Ascidiacea; Phlebobranchia; Cionidae.
AGAAUGUUGGUUUUAUAAUGUGUUCGUAUUUUUAAGUAAUUACAGCUGCCAAAAUGCCAAUUUUAAAAGUUCCAGUUGUGCAUAAAUUUGGAAUAAUUUCUCACAGCCAAAGAUUAGAGCUUCAGCAACGCUUGAUUCGACAAUCUUACAAUGAACCACAAGAAUCAGACAAGCGACAAAGUUACACAAACCCCCUUGAAGUUUCCGAACAAUUCGUUCACAAAUAUAAUGCUUCUGGGAUACAAGAGAAAGAACACCUCAGAGAUAGAGCGGAUAAAAUGAUCCAAAGAUCUAAGAGACGGUGUGGUUAUUCAACUUAUGGUGAAGGUGACCAUGUUGAUUUACCAUUAGCUUGGUCAGAGUUGGCCAUACUUGCUCAGUGUAAAGGGAAACUACAAGAAGACUGCUUUGACAUUCUAUGCACCACAUUGGACCAAGCUCCCUUACAUGAAGAAAACAUUCCAACUUUAUUCUUCCUCGCUGAGAGUGCUCUAUAUUGGUUAAGAACAGAUAUUUUAAAGCAAGCUUUUCUCCGAGCUGCAGAAGUGAAAUUACUUAAGAUGGCUCAACUUGUAUUCUCGCGUCUCUUGUUCCACCAUUUAUCCGGACACCUGCGUGGGUUAGCCGAAUUUAAAACAAGAUUAAAUACCUAUUUGGAUGGAAUAAAGGAACACCAAUCAUCUUAUCAAUGCUACCCUGGUGUAUGGCUGUGUGUGAGGUUCAUAAGUAGAGUGGGGGAAAUUAUAAUCGGACCUUAUGCUACAAAAACUGUUUCGAAAGAUGAUGUCAAUGAAUCUGUGCCAGCAUUAGCAGCUUGUGUGUUUCGUGCACUAUGUUUAUGGAAGUGCGUAUCAACUACUAAUAUUGGUGUCAAGAGAGCAAUCGUUGAAAUGUUGUUAGCAUCACAGGAACUAAGCAACAAUGACUGGGUUGAUGGUUAUGUAGCUAUCUCAAUAUUAGCUGAAGCAUCCAAGAUUAGUUCACCUGCAUUAAGUUGCUUGCAAGAUCUAGCAAGAGGUGUUAGGGUGACUCAAACAUCUGAAGGAAGAUUUGAAACGACGAUCGAUCAUUUUCCUCCUCCCCCCAUCAAUACUGCUCCGGAAACGGCUCCCACAAGGUCCGGAACAGACCUGCAUCCUCCUGCUCCUGCUACAAGUGAUAAGGAUGACUUGGGAAAGAAGAUUGAAGAAGAGAUGAAAGGAAUGAUGGAGGAUAUCAAUCAGACAAUGGGGCAAAGUAACGAAGAGAUAACUUUUAUAAGCGAAAGCAGUGCCCAUACAGUGAGUGUUGAACAAUUGAAUAACUCAAUUCAUCAGUUGGGGAUCAAGCAAAGUGCUGGGAAUAACCAGAGCCCAACAUUUGGAAUCGGUAGUUGGUGUUGGGAAACAGGAUACCAGUAUUCACAAAUACUUGCUGAUAUUUGUCUUAAUGCGGGAACGACCGACAUCAUGAAAGUUGCACUGCUUGGUAAGUGGCAGGACGCUGAUGUUACGACAUUUCGAGCUGGAGCAGCUAACCCAUGCGUUGAGAGUUGUGCGUUGGUAGAUAUGUUGGAAUAUAGAGGCGCACAACCAAGAGGGGACAUUGUGGAACAUAUGAAGAAAGUAGAUUGGACAUGGAAACUGCGAUACGGGGCUUUAUCUGCGGUAUCAAAGUUGGUUCAUGCUUUACAAGGGAAUGAAAUGAAACAUGGGUCAAGAUCUGCAGCUUGGUCGUUAAUGCUGGCUGUGCAGGAAUCUCCCGUCAGUGAAUCUCGAGUAUUGGAAGCGAUACGUGUUGCUCAAGUUGAAUUUGUAAAUAUCAACAUCAACAACAACCCAACAACAAGUGUUUGGAAGAGGAUUGCUGAAUCCUUGAGUGAGAUUUAUCUUCUCCCACCUCCUCCUCCUCCCCCCGCUUCCAGAAGUGGAAGAGUCGGACCUCGGAACACACCAAGUCCGAGAAAACCUCGAACUCCACGUUCUGUAAAAAUUUCAAGGCCAACCAUCAAAGAAGAACUUUUAAUCCACACUUCAGUUGAAAAUACAAACCCAGAGUUUAACGCAAGAACGUCAUUGGAUUUAAAUCGAGUGAUUGCUGACCAGUGGAGAAAAGAAGUUAUGCGACAACAAAAUAAGGAAGAUGAUGAGAGAAUCAAAGAAAUGAAGAGAGAAAGGGAAGAAGAAGAAAUAAGAGAUAGAGAGAUAUUAGAAAAAAGAAAAGAGAAACUUAAAGGAAGACCGACGGCCAACCUGGCUCCUUAUCAAAUAUAAUUUUUGUAAAUUUAUUUUUUUAUUUCUGUAAAUUACAAAGUUUUUUUUUUAAAAGUUUUGCAAACUGGGGUUUAAAACUGACAUUUUUCUCUUUCUUGUCAUAGGGAACAGGAGAUAAAAUCUUUUUUGGGGAAGAGAAAAUUUCUUGGAAAAUAUAAUAUGCCUAGGAGCAACAGCUGUGGUAUACAUAAACAAAUACAGGUUGUAUCUAACUAGAAAAUUUAUUUUGAUACAUAGUACUACACAGCACACAAGGUUGCAUAUAUAACACUGCAUAACUCAACACACAGGCAAGUUUCAAGGAACAGCAACUUUGGCACUUCUUACAAUACACAACUUGCAAUAUACAGACAUUUUUACAUGAACUUAUGAAUUACUAAAAAUGUAGGUCAAAAACAAAUUUGAAAUUUACGGUGGCAUUUGGCAAAUGCCAUAGAGUUGACACUGGAAUGUUAAAGUUAAAAAGAGUUGGUAGCAUUUGUUACUGAAUUUUUUUGCCAGAGAUUUUUUAGGUUAGUUUUUAGAUUUGGAAACUCAAGUUUAAAUAUCUGUAACCAUAUUUUUAACAAGGUAUAGGUUUUAAAAAUCACACAGAAACGUUGGGCUGUAAAUAAAACUAAUCUACAAAAAGCUUUUAACUCAGAACCCUCCUACUUACAAGAAAUUUAAAAAAAAGUGUAAACAAAACUAUAUCUUCAUAAAUGCUUUACAUCUUAUAAAGUGUACAAAAAUACGAAUUUAGGCAUUAAAUAUCUGAAAUAUUUAACAAACUACGAAGAAAAUAAAUUUAAAACUGUUCUUCUGGUAUCAAAAUAAGCAUAAAAUAUAUUAUGUAAUUGUAACCAUAGUUUUGUCUGCCAUUGAGCAAGACUAAAAAAACAAAAAUUGGUUACAAAAA